AUGGAUAAGCGAGCACCUUACAAAGCUCGCAUUGCCAGAUCGUUUCCCCUUCACGAGAUGGGAGACUACGAGACCUUGGAACUGAUCCACCGACUAUCCUUGCAAGAUGCACAAGAGCGCAAGGCCACAUUGGAUAGGGCCUACCCAAGAACGGGCUUAACAGACGAGCGGCUAGCUCUUGAAGUGCAUACAAAGGAGCUCAAUCAAUCGCUUCAGCGAGUGGUCGAUGCGAAAGUUGUUCGACGCCUCAACCCUACACCAGUCGAUAGCCAACGUAAGGAUGUGGGGAAUGUGGAGAUAAAGGACCGUAAAACAGCCCCUGAAUCGGCAGUACCGCCCAUCAGGCCCAAGGCUGCACCCGUAAGGGGAACCGCGUCUCGCGGAAGGGGUCGAGGGGGCAAGGUUGCAGCAAAUGCUGAGAUGAUUAAUCAAACACUACAGCAGGCCGACAAAGCCCAGUGCGCCGUCGCCUACAGUGGACUGCGUGGGUUGCCAUGA
Messenger RNA from Serendipita indica DSM 11827, 498 nucleotides. Lineage: Eukaryota; Fungi; Basidiomycota; Agaricomycetes; Sebacinales; Serendipitaceae. The record is from the annotation of a GenBank genome assembly.